GUUCUUGAUACUGGGUAGCAGACGACGAGGUUAACAUGUCGAAGCGAAAUAUAUUAAAAAUUACUUUACCUAAAAAUAAUUUCCCUGUGUCAAAUGAAUUGAAAAAUAAAGAACUAAGGAAGAGAUUAAUUGAAUUAAAUGAUCCGCUGAUAUUAGUAAUAGGAUGGGCAGGUGGUAUAGACAAGUACGUUUCCAAGUAUAGCGAUAUUUGGGAAGAAAAGAACUGCAUCACAGCUAGAUAUUGUGUAUCGGCAGCUGAUGGGUUUUCUUCUAAAGAUACUGGAACUCUUGCCGCAGCAAACAUAGUUGAAGAGUUACAAGAACGUUUGGGAGUUGAAAAGCGCCCUGUUCUCAUACAUUCUUUUAGUAAUGGCGGAGGAUCCAUCUACAGACGUUUAGUACAAAAUGAUAAUUACAAGGAAUUGAAAAUUAUAGGAAGUAUUAUUGACUCUGCACCUGGUAAAAGGAGAUUACUGGGUGGAAUAAAUGCCGUUAACUCAACUUUAAUUGCAAUGAACGCACCUUUAUUAUACAGAUAUGCAAAAGUUGCUGUUUUUAUCUUAAGAAGUGUUUUAAAAGCUAUUUGGCAAACUUUUUGGGGUAAAGUCGACCAUGUUUACAAAGGUUUAAUACAUAUUCCUGUAAGAUGGCCGGAAGGAUACAUAUACAGCGAGAAAGAUGAUGUCAUAUACGCUGAUGAUGUUAGGGAAUUUAUUGAUAACAGAAAAAGAAAGGCGGGUGGUAGCUUCGAUAUUGAAACAUUACAGUUAAAAGAUUCGGAUCAUGUACAACAUUUACGAAAAUAUCCGAUAUUGUAUAAAGAAUUUUGCUUUAAUUUCUUUGAUAAAGCCUUUACGAUUUAUAAUCAAAAUGCUAAAUUAUAAAUAUUCUAUUAGUAGUAAUUAGAUCCUUACCUUUCCUUUACAAUUGAACUUAUUUAUUGUAAGUUAUGUAAUUCGAUAAAUAAAUACAGAAAUGUGAGAAUUUUUCACCAGAUGGAGCUAUCGUAUAGAUUUAAAAUAGAUGGCAGCACAUUAGGAAAGCCGGCAAAAAUUAAAUGAAAACGAACACCACAAUGGUAAAAUAGUCUGAGAGCAUCUAGAACGACGCUUGAAAAAAGUACUUUUCGAAAAAAAGAGCUGAUUAGAUAAGAAAAUUUUAUGAUUAUCUGAUAAAAAUUUGUGAAAGUUAAACAGUAUUUGGAUUAAGAACGAAGAUAUACAACUACUUUAUUUAGAUUAUCUUACAAGAGGAAUACGAAUAUAUUAAUAUAUAUUUAUAGAAACAAGAUAUUAUACCUGGAUGACAAAAAGAACAAAAUGAAAAUUCUAUUAGUAUAUUUAUUAAUAAUUGGUUUACAAGAGAUAUUUUGUAAGGUCGAACUACCAAAGUUUAAACAAUUAAAACUUCUUUAUCCUGGAUACGACCGAUUCGGAGGCAAUUACAAUAACUCUAAAAUUAAGAAAACAAUAGGUAAUCAAGCACCUAAACUGAGAAUACACAAUACGGCGUCAUUGAGGUUAUCUUAUACACUUAACCGCUACUCUGGACGACAUACAAUCGAAAAUCCGCCGAGCUAUAUAGUGGGAAAGAACAGAAAGCGUUAUAUCUACAAAGUAACUGAAUUUUCAAAAUAUCUCUCUGAGAAAUAUGGAGAUCCAUUAGUUAUUAAGGAUGCAAAUAAAAUAAAAGAUCAACAGGGUAUAUUAAUAGUUUUCUCAACUGGAAGAAGAAAUUACAUUGGACUAUGGGAUUGUGGAAAAGUAUUUCAAUCAAGAAAUAUAUUUAGAAGGAAGCGUAAUAUAAGAAAAAUUGAAUUUUGGUCAAGUCCGGAUUCGUUCUGCUUCAAAACAAACAAAUCAUCAGUCUUUAAAAGGAUUCCCCUUAAAUUUGGUAAAGGGAAGAAGGCUUAGAUUUCUCAUUACUUGUUUUCCCCCUACCACUACUACAGUUCCUCCCAUCUACACAACGCUAUAGUCUCGCUUCUAAAACUUGCAAAAAUGUUCUCCUUAUUUCUUCUUUGUUCUUAUGUUUUACAGUUGGCUGUCUAGUCAUAAACUUAUUAUACUGUAUUAAAUGAAAAUAAGAAUAAAAUAAGUAUCUAGUAUUAUUAGAUGUUAUGAUAGUAGCGUAUAUCUUAUUUGUUGCUUUCUCUUGCACCAGAGGUCACUGCUGUGACUGUAUUAUACCUACAUAAGUGAACAAGCAA
Molecule: messenger RNA, 2209 nt
Organism: Dimorphilus gyrociliatus
Lineage: Eukaryota; Metazoa; Annelida; Polychaeta; Dinophilidae
Source: the annotation of a GenBank genome assembly